AUGAGCUGCUCUGAAAUGCCAUCGCAGUCUACGGAUGAGAUGGUCCAUUUUACUCUGUUGAGUCCUGCAGCUGCCCCCAUCCUGGCCCCGCGCCUGGGAAAAUUGGCCAUCGCGGGCAGAAAAGCCAUCUCCACGCCCAACUACAUUCCGCUCACGUCGCGAGGAUCCGUCCCUCAUGUCGCGCAUGAUGUGAUGCGCGAGCAGACUGCCAUUGGCAGCCUCUUCAUUGGUCUAGAGGAUUGUAGAUCAGUCAUAGAAAAGCAAGGACAGCCAGGACCACACCGAAAGGGCGCCCCUCCGAUAUACAAUGUUCCCACCGCGCCGAACGAGUCGGCGCUGCGAAAGUUCAUCAGUCUCCCUGAGGAUUUUGUGCUCAUCCUCGGCCCUCGAAGAAUCCCGUCGAUCGUGUGUCCCUCGACGAACACCCCCAACUCGAUUUCCGUCUUGACGUCUGUUGGGUUCCGGCAACUAGAAGCCGGCCAGUAUGUGGAGGCGGUACAGAAAUUACGACCAGAUAUCGUGGUGGGAUUGGCCGAUCUGGCUCAGGGACAGGCUCCCGGCUUGAAGAGGCGGGUGAAGAUGGCCGAUAGAACCCAUGCAUUCACGUCGCAUGCGACAGGAAGUCUCUACGGGGGCACAAUCACAGAGGAGGCCCGGUUGAAAGCGGCUUAUUUCGCACCCGUGUUGCCGCUGGAGAACACCCAACAGUCUCUGUAUCUGUCUGAUCUGGAGCAGGAGCUACGUCCCUACAUCUCAGGCCUCGCAUUGUACGAGUCGGCAUCCCUGUCGAUUCUCCCGGAGAACUUGGGCAAUCUUCCCCGUCUUCUUUUCAGCGGCCCAGUCACACCACACGACAUCCUGCGUGAAGUGUCUCUGGGAGGGGAUCUCUUCACUGUUCCCUUCGUUGGGAUUGCUUCGGAUGCCGGAAUCGCACUGGAUUUCACUUUCCCGUCCGCUUCUCCCACGGCGGCGUCCGACGUGAACCCGAGAGAACUCCAACCAUUGGCAUUCGACCUAUGGUCCUCCUCGCAUAAGACAGACACAAGUCCCCUGAAGGCGGCCUGCGACUGCUAUACAUGCACACACCAUCAUCGCGCAUACAUCCACCACCUCCUGUCCGCAAAGGAAAUGCUCGCGUGGACCCUACUCCAGAUCCACAACCACCAUACUAUGGAUACCUUCUUCGCCGCCAUCAGAGAGAGCAUCCAGCGUGGCACCUUCGAGGCCGACAUCGAGACAUUCACCCGAACCUAUGCGCCGGAGUUCCCUGAAAGAACCGGCGAGGGCCCAAGACUUCGUGGCCACCAGCUCCCCGCGGCUGGACCCAACCAACCCCGACGCUUCCCGCGCGUGUAUGGUCGCCUCGACGACGCCGCAGAGAAGUUCGCCGAGUCGCAAUCGUCCGUCGCCACGCCUGACACGGGUGCGGAUGGACUUGAGGCCCACGGCUUUGCCCAGAAGGAUCUACCUUAG
This is a messenger RNA of Aspergillus clavatus NRRL 1, 1473 nucleotides long. Its product is annotated as tRNA-ribosyltransferase family protein. The record is from RefSeq and is a predicted model, not a curated record. Bases 1 to 1473 code for a protein of 490 amino acids. The transcript has 3 exons. Gene Ontology annotation, molecular function: tRNA-guanosine(34) queuine transglycosylase activity. Lineage: Eukaryota; Fungi; Ascomycota; Eurotiomycetes; Eurotiales; Aspergillaceae.